Molecule: messenger RNA, 1802 nt
Organism: Castor canadensis (American beaver)
Lineage: Eukaryota; Metazoa; Chordata; Mammalia; Rodentia; Castoridae
Gene: Pus3
Product: pseudouridine synthase 3
Biological process (GO): tRNA pseudouridine synthesis; mRNA pseudouridine synthesis
Cellular component (GO): cytoplasm; nucleus
Molecular function (GO): pseudouridine synthase activity; RNA binding
Source: RefSeq, a predicted model, not a curated record
CGCUGGGUUAGCGACCGGAAGGUAGGGUGAGCCUGUGUGAUCCUGUGGUUGUUAUAUCAUGGCUGAAAAUGACACAGAUAGAAACCAGAUUGAGAAACUUCUAAAAAGAGUACAAGAAUUGGAGCAGGAGGUGCAAAGACUUAAGAAAGAACAGGACAACAGCAUCAAAAGCUUAAACAUUAGAGAAAAUUCUUCAGGAUUUAGAAAAGCUAAGCGUGUAUUUGAUUUUAGUGCUCAUGGCCGAAGACAUGUAGCCCUAAGAAUAGCCUAUCUGGGCUGGGGAUAUCAGGGCUUUGCUAGUCAGGAAAACACAAACAAUACCAUUGAAGAGAAACUGUUUGAGGCUUUAACCAAGACUCGACUAGUAGAAAACAGACAGACAUCCAACUAUCACCGCUGUGGUCGGACAGACAAAGGAGUUAGUGCCUUUGGACAGGUUAUUUCUCUUGACCUACGUUCUCAGUUUCCAAGGGGGAGGGAUUCAGAGAAUCUUAAUUUAAAAGAUGAAACUAAUGGUGCUGCUGAAGAGAUCCGUUAUACCCAUAUUCUCAAUCGAGUGCUCCCUCCAGACAUCCGUGUACUGGCCUGGGCCCCUGCAGAACCUAGCUUCAGUGCUAGGUUCAGCUGUCUUGAGCGGACUUACCGCUAUUUUUUUCCUCGUGCUGAUUUAGAUAUUGUCACCAUGAAUUAUGCAGCUCAGAAGUAUGUUGGCACCCAUGAUUUCAGAAACUUAUGUAAAAUGGAUGUAGCCAAUGGAGUGAUAAAUUUUCAGAGGACUAUUUUGUCUGCUCAAGUACAGCUAAUGGGCCAGAGCCUGAGUGAGGAGAGAUGGCAAGAACCUUUCCAGUUAUGUCAAUUUGAAGUCACUGGCCAAGCAUUCCUGUAUCAUCAAGUCCGUUGUAUGAUGGCUAUCCUCUUUUUGAUUGGUCAAGGAAUGGAGAAGCCAGAGAUUAUUGAUGAAUUGUUGAACAUAGAGAAAAAUCCCCAGAAACCUCAAUAUAGCAUGGCUGUAGAAUUUCCUCUAGUCUUGUAUGACUGUAAAUUUGAAAAUAUCAAGUGGAUCUAUGAUGAGGAGGUUCAGGAGUUUAAUGUUACCCACCUACAGCAACUAUGGGCCAACCAUGCUGUUAAAACUCAUAUGUUGUAUACUAUGAUACAAGGACUGGACUCUGUUUUGUUACCCUGUGGGACAGGACCAAAGAUAGAUGGAGCAAUAGAAUGGAGAAACAUGAAACCUUCUGUCAUAAAGCAGACCAGUGCCUUUAUAGAAGGAGUGAAAAUGCGCACGUAUAGGCCCCUUAUGGAACGUCCUAAAUGCCAAGGACUGGAAUCCCGGAUUCAGCAUUUUGUGCGUAGAGGACGCAUUGAGCACCCACAUUUAUUGCAUAAGGAUGAAGCAAAAGUCAGAAGGGACUGUAAUGACACACUAGAGGAAGAAAAUACUAUUUUGGAGAAACCAACAAAGAGGGUCUGUGUAGAUACAGAUAUUAAAAGCAUCAUUUAAUCACUUGAAUCUAGGAUCCAUGCCAGGAUCUAGGAAGCAACAACCAACUAGUAGGUCAAAAAGAAACACAGAAAAUAUUAUUGCAAGAAGUCUAAGAAAUUCUUAUGAUUAUCUCUUUUUAAAAAAAGGCCUGAUUGAAGAAGUUCUUACUCAAACAACAAAAAGUUUAAACAUUUGUAAUCCCCCUCCAAAAGGAUUAAAAGAUGAAAGAAUUAAAAAAAAAAAGCAGCUAUUAUUUACAUUUGCCUGGGAACCUGUGCCUUACAUUCAAAUUCAUUAAAGUCUAGUCCUGCAAGUA